Molecule: messenger RNA, 3236 nt
Organism: Dama dama (fallow deer)
Lineage: Eukaryota; Metazoa; Chordata; Mammalia; Artiodactyla; Cervidae
Product: KRAB domain-containing protein 5-like
Exons: 5
Coding region: 722-1807 (361 amino acids)
Biological process (GO): regulation of DNA-templated transcription
Source: RefSeq, a predicted model, not a curated record
CCUCUGUACCGGAUUUUCCGCCCGCGCGUGCAGAGUAUCCCGCAGACCGGAGUUGCGUUUAAAUGAGCGACAGAGAGUUCUGAAUCCUUGCUGUGUCAGUGGCCGUGGAGGAUUGUGAUUUGUACCUGUUGAGAUCCUCCCUCUGUGUGGGGCUGUGUUAGAGGGAGCUCGCUGUGGUUUUCUAAGUAUUGAACAGCCUAUUUUCAACACUCGGGUCACUUCCCAAGACUGAUCUUACCUGAGAAGGAAGACCAGAGGAGAAGGAAAGCAAGGAGUCAGAAAUGACUCGUUCCCAGGGAUGGCUGAUGUUCCAGGAUGUGACCAUAGACUUCACUCAAGAGGAGUGGGAAUGCCUGGACCUCGGUCAGCGGGACUUGUACAGGGAUGUGAUGUUAGAGACCUACGGGAACCUGGCCUCCUUGGGUUUUGUGGUCUCUAAGCUGGACCUGGUCACCUUUCUGGAGCAAAUGAAGAAUCCCUGGGAUGUAAGGAGAACGGACACAACAGCCACAUACCCAGCUGUGUCUUCUCACAACACCCAAGGUUUGAUGUCAGAGAAUCCAAGGUUUGAAAAUUCAAUCCAAAAAGCAAACCUAUAUGAAAGAGCUCACCUCGGAAAUGAACAUUUAACCAAAACUGGGGAUAUACAAGGGCAUAUGACAAACUGAGAGGAUGUUUAAAUGGACAUAAAGAAAUUGAGACCGCUUCAUAUACUGUGGACAUGACUGCCAGAAGAAAUGAGCACUGGGAGUCAAAUUGGGGAAAGCACCCGAUUCAGUCAUCACCGUCUGCCACGCAGUGUAUCUUUGUAAGCAAUGACUCACAUCAGUUUUUGAAACACACACGUUCUCUGAGGGGAAAUGUGGAAAAUCUGGAAGGUCAUCCAGUCUCUACUCCAAAUGCUCGUUCAGACCACUCUCAACAUAGACUUCGGUUACACAUACAUUCAACCACGUCUGAAAAGGAGAAGUUUACAGAUGAUGGGGAAAACUCACAAUGUAAUCAACUUGAGGGGUCUGUGAGCAACGGGUCAUUAUUCUUCCACCAACAGACAGGUUCUCUCCAAUCCAAAAUGUGUAAUGUUGAUAAUAAUGGAAGAGACUUAAUUCAGCCAUCACUGUUUGAUAUAUAUAAUGGUAGGGUAAAUAUAAAACAACUUUUCAUGUGUAAUAACACGAGUCAGGCCUUAAGUAGGAGCUCCAACCCCAGUAGUUUCCAGAGUAUUUAUGAUGGAGCAAGAAACUGUUCAUGCAAUGACAGUGGAUAUAACAUUGAACAAGACUCUGAUCUUAGGAAACAUCAGGCACCUCAAUCUUCAGAUAAGGAUUCUAAAAGUAAUACAUGUAGGAAUAUCUUUUAUCAAGCAUCAGGUCUUUCACUAAAUAAGACUACACAUACUGGAGAGAAGACUUACAAUUUUAGUGAAUAUGAUGUUUCUAAUCAGUCUUUAGAACUUAUUCAACAGCAGAGUAUUCAGAAUCCACAGGAAAACUACAAGUGUAAGAAACGUGAGAAAGUCUUUACUAACACACUCAACCUACGUAAACAUAGGGAAAUUCCUACAGGAUGGAACACUUUCAAAUGCACAGAAUGUGACAAAGCGUUUAAUCAGAGUUCAAAACUUAGUCAACAUCAGCGAAUCCAUAUUGGCCAGAAGUCUUAUAAAUGUAAGGAUUGUGGCAAAGGCUUUAUUCAACACAGAGAUCUUACUUGCCAUGAGAGAAUUCACACUUUAGAGAAACCUUAUAAAUGUCAAGAAUGUGGAAAAGCUUUCAGUCAAUACGCAACUCUUAGUAAACAUCAGUGAAUUCAUACAGGAGAGAAGCCUUAUAAAUGUCAGGAUUGUGGCAAAGACUUUAGCCGGCACUCAGGCCUUAUGCACCAUCAGAGAGUUCAUACUGGAGAGAAGCCUUUUAAAUGUAAAGAUUGUAGCAAAGGCUUUAGGCACGGCAAAGUUCUUACUCGCCAUCAGAGAAUUCAUACUGGAGAGAAACCUUAAUAAUAUAAAGAAUGUGGAAAAGCUUUCAGUCACUAUGCAACUCUUAUGAAACAAGAGAAGCCUUAUAAAUGUAAGGAUUGUGACAAAGACUUUAACCCAGCACAUUGGUCUUACUUAGCAUCAGAUAAUUCAUACUGAAGGAAAUCUCAUAAAUGUAAGGAAACCUACAAAGGCUUUGAUCAUCUCUCUCACCUCACUGGACAUCAGAGAGCAUGUCCUGGAGGGAAACCCUAGUAAUGAAGUAAGACAUGAAAUAGGUUUGUCCUGAACAUACAAUUCAGGAGACAAAAGACUUAUUUAUAUAAGAAAGAUAUGGAAUGACGUAAAGAAAAUGUAGGAAAGUAUUUAUAAAAAAUCAAAUCUAAAUAAAUAUCAGGAAAUGCAUACUGGAAAGUAUUUCAUAAACCCUGUUUUCUGACGUUCCUCUUAGGGAGAAAUAUUGUAGAUAGUGAUUCAUAGUUAAAAUAGAUAGAAAAUUGAUAUGUUAGUAUGGAUCACAAGAUGAAGAGGUGAUGUUUAGCCAUGUACAGUUACUAGCUAUGUAUGUUUGUUGAUAUUGACAUGAUUUGUGAUUAUUUGAAAGCCAAAAUGAAUGUAACUGAAUUCUCAAAUUACUCCAUGCUAUACUUCAUUUCUAGUGUGCAUGCAAAUUUACGUUUUUGAUGGUUGCUACCUCAAAGAUGAGAGAGGUAUUAUUUUUCUCCAUUAUAAGAUUAAGGACACAGGAAUGUAAGAUGUACAGUAAACAUCUAAAUGGUGGUGUUUGUCAUUCAUGUCACACAUCCCUGUUAGUCACCGUGAUGUAAGUGUUCAGGGAAUAAUUCCACAGAUUAAGAUGUCCAUUUUCAAUAGUUGCAUCACUUACUUUUAAAGUAAAAUAUAAUGAGAGUUCACUAAAAUCUCGAUGUAUUUUAUAAUAUGAACAGCAGUCAUGAAUAUCAGCUGACAUAUUUCAAUUAAAGACAUCUCUGCUACCCUAGACAUGUACGGAAAACACUUCCCAGAAAAGUCAUGUAAUUAGUGUACAUCUUCUUAAAUGAUUAGCCUGCCUUUUGUAAACAUAGAAAUCACAGUUCUCAGAUCAUUGUAUCAGAGGAAAGAUUAUCAUUGUUUAUAAUCUGUAUUUUUGCUUAUAAUCUGUAUUUUAACCAAAGUGACAUAGCAGAGUGUAAAAGGUUUUAUUCUGUGUGUGAUAAGCAUACAUGUUAAUCAAUAAAACUGAAUGGUUUCUUGUGUA